AUGGCUGCUAACCCGAGCCCAAAUAUCACCGCACAGCAACCCGCCAUCACCCCACCACCAUCGACAUCCACAUCCACCUCCGAACACUCAGCCUCAACCACCAACACAAUCUCCACAACCUCCCCUCUCCCCUCAAACUCAGACUCAACCUCGAAUCUCCCCAAGACAGAGGCAAAGACAGCAGCAGCGCCGCCGCCCGAGGACGGCCGCCGCAACUCCCAGGGCCAGGCCCUGCCCAGCCCGAUGGAGACGUGGAAGCCGAGCUUCGCGCGCGUGCAGAGCUGGAACCGGGAGGAGUUCAAGCGCAGCGCGUACGUCGAGCUGGGCGAGAUAGAGGAGGGCCGAAUCGAGAAGGAGGGGGACGGGAUGGGGGGGAUAGCCAGUGGCUUUACCGAGGGGGCGCGCGGGGAGUAG
Messenger RNA from Drepanopeziza brunnea f. sp. 'multigermtubi' MB_m1, 414 nucleotides. RefSeq lists its product as uncharacterized. The record is from RefSeq and is a predicted model, not a curated record. Lineage: Eukaryota; Fungi; Ascomycota; Leotiomycetes; Helotiales; Drepanopezizaceae.